UCAGCUCUGCACACUGGUUUUACGCAUCGAUACUCUGCGCUCUGUGAAGAUGCGUUGCACACUUUCCAACCUGCACAUGCUGCACUCCUCCGUCCUUGCGCUGUGGUUCACAGCUUUCCAGGGCUUCAGACCUGCGGAUGCUGCCCCCAACCCUUCUCCUCUCCUGGGCUCCAACUGGGGGAACCCGCGGAGAUUCAUCCACCUUCAGACAACUUCAGACUUAAACAACUUCUACUUGGAGAUCAGCCCGAACGGACAUGUGCGCAAAACUACAAACCGGGGGUCCUUCAGUGUAAUUUUAUUGAAGGCAGAGAGCAGAGACCGUCUGGCAAUAUUUGGAGUGAAAAGCAACCGAUUUUUGUGCAUGGAUGCAGGAGGGACCCUUUUUACAUCUACGGUCUGCAAUAAAGAAGAUUGUCUUUUUCACCACACACUUUUGGAAAACAAUCGUGACGUGUACUACUCCACCAAGCAUGGCAUACUGCUUAACCUGGAUGGGGCAAAACAGGUGUUCAUAGCUGGACAAAACCUCCCUCAGUCAUCUCUCUUCUUAUCAGAGAAGAACACUGUCCCACUGGAGCGCCUGCAGCACCGGGAGCGGAGGAACCGUCAGGUGAAUCCGUCAGACCCGCUGAACGCGCUCCGGUACGGAGAGGAGUCAGACUCCAGAGCUGCUCAAGAGGACGAUGCGGACUUGGACUUUGAGCCAUCGGAGGGACAAAACAUCUCCAGAGAAACCCUAGUUUCCCCAUCCGAUGAUGACCCUUGGGACCUUCUUCACGACUCAAGCCCCGGCAGUCCCCGGAUUUCAGCAAUUGUCGGAUAGACCAUCUUGAUCCUCCAUGCAGGUGACUGUGGACCCACCAACGUAAGAGUGUGACUGACUCCAUAUUUUCAUCAAUGGUCAUAAAUAAAUCUUUUAAAGGACAUAUAUUAAAAAUCAAAUUCACAUAGAUCUGAAGAUUCUUUAGGCUUUUUAAUAUCUGCAUCCCACCAAAUCUGAAGAACCUGCGUUGUUUUUUUUUCACCUGCCCCCAUGAAUUUGUCUUUGGUGCUGGACACCACCCGUGGAUAACAACUGUCAACCAAGAAAGUAUUUAUUUAUUUAAUUAUUACAUAUGUUUUAUUUAUGGUAUUUAUAUGGAUGCUUUAAAUGUUAGAUGUGCAGGGAAAUGUUAUAGGCAAUACCCGUUUUACUCGUUUUAAACAAAUAAAAG
Molecule: messenger RNA, 1217 nt
Organism: Rhinichthys klamathensis goyatoka
Lineage: Eukaryota; Metazoa; Chordata; Actinopteri; Cypriniformes; Leuciscidae
Gene: fgf23
Product: fibroblast growth factor 23
Exons: 3
Coding region: 50-826 (258 amino acids)
Biological process (GO): regulation of cell migration; cell differentiation; positive regulation of cell population proliferation
Cellular component (GO): cytoplasm
Molecular function (GO): growth factor activity; type 1 fibroblast growth factor receptor binding
Source: RefSeq, a predicted model, not a curated record